Molecule: messenger RNA, 1941 nt
Organism: Australozyma saopauloensis
Lineage: Eukaryota; Fungi; Ascomycota; Pichiomycetes; Serinales; Metschnikowiaceae
Gene: GDA1
Product: guanosine diphosphatase
Exons: 1
Coding region: 1-1941 (646 amino acids)
Biological process (GO): protein N-linked glycosylation
Cellular component (GO): Golgi apparatus
Molecular function (GO): hydrolase activity
Source: RefSeq, a predicted model, not a curated record
AUGACGAUGUUGAGCACCCGUAACAUACGUGUCGUUGUAGGCGCGCUCAUACUCCUCUCGUUAACAAGCUAUCUUGCCUUCUCUGCAAGAUCGUUCCAUGAGACUGAGAUCAAAGUCCCUGCUUCCUUCAAGUCGGGUCUGGAGUCUCAAGACACGCCUAAGGAUGCCGAGCCACCAGUCAAAAUUAAUAACCCAGCUCAGGCACAACCGGCUGCUGGUGAGAUCCCUAAACCAAAUAAAAACAAUAUUGCUGUUACCGGUGAAGAUAAGGACAACCAUGCCAAGCCCAAGAUGGGAUCCUUGAGCGGAAUUGGUGACCUGGCCGACAAGGAGAAGUCUAACAAGGAUAACGAAGGCUCGCUCUCUGGUGACAGUGGUGUCGACACACAACCUGGUAAGGCUGUUCCUCCUCCUGCCGCUCCCGCUGCUGAGAAGCCAGCUGGUUGGGAGGCUGAAGGUCAGGAUAAGAAUGCACCUGGUAAAGCUCCCGAUGGAUUUCCCGCCAAGAAGCCUACCGACAAGAAGCCACUCGAGAAGAAGCCACUCGAGAAGGCUCCUGAAAACGCUAACGGUAAGCCUGGUGCUGGAAAAGUUGCUGGUGCAAAUGGUGCCUGUAAAAAGACUGAUUAUGUUGUGAUGAUUGACGCCGGUUCCACUGGUUCUCGUGUUCACGUGUAUGCAUUUGACACCUGUGUCUCACCUCCAGUAUUGUUGAAGGAAGAAUUCAAGAUGUUGAAGCCCGGUUUGUCUUCUUUCGACACUGAUACCGCCGGUGCUGCUAAGUCAUUGGACCCUCUUUUGAAGCUCGCCUUGGAUACCGUUCCUGAAGAUAAGCAAUCAUGUACCCCUAUUGCAGUCAAGGCUACUGCUGGUUUGAGAUUGCUUGGAAAGACUAAGUCUGAUGCCAUUUUGAAGGAGGUCCGUCAACACUUGGAGACCGACUAUCCAUUCGCAGUUGUGGAAGGUGACGGAAUUUCCAUCAUGGACGGUUCAGAUGAGGGUGUGUUCGCUUGGAUCACAACGAACUACCUCUUGGGUAACAUUGGUACUGCUGAAAAGACCGACACCGCUGCUGUUUUUGAUUUGGGUGGUGGUUCCACUCAAAUUGUUUUCGAGCCAGACAUGGGUGACACUGCACAAAUGACCAAGGGAAGUCACGUCUACGAUUUUACUUUCGGUGGCCGUAAAUUUACUUUGUACCAGUUCAGUCACUUGGGCUACGGUUUGAUGCAAGGUAGAAACAAGAUUAACUCUUUAGUAGUCCAAAGUGCCAUUAAAGAUGGCCAAGCCUUGCUGAAAAUCAUCACAAAGGCCGAAACUAAGACUGCUAAAGCUGAAGUUACAGUCAAGAACCCAUGUAUGCCCCCAGGAGUCAAGGCUUCGGAUGUUGUUGUUGAAAUCAGUGAGAACGAAUUCUACGUUGUGAACUUCCAGGGUCCUUCUGAGGCUUCUGGUGCCCAAUGUAGAUACUUGGCUGAGAAGGUGUUGAACCUUGAGACCGAAUGUACCUCCAAGCCCUGCUCUUUCAACGGUGUUUACCAACCAUCUUUGACCAAGGCCUUCCACCAAAACUCCGAGAUGUGGGUUUUCUCAUACUUCUACGACCGUACCAACCCAUUGGGCUUCCCUAACUCUUUCUCCGUGGAAGAGUUGAAGGACUUGACUAAGCACGUUUGUGCUGGUGAGACCAUGUGGAAGGACAUUUUGUUGGGUGACUCUGUUAAAGCUUUACAGGAGGAGCCUCACUGGUGUCUUGACUUGUCAUUCAUUACCGCAAUGCUCCACACUGGAUACAAUAUUCCUUUGCAUCGUGAGUUGAGAACCGCUAAGACCAUCGCAAACAACGAGCUUGGCUGGUGUCUUGGAGCUUCUUUGCCUUUGUUAGAUCCAAAGGAGGGUGGAUGGAAGUGCAAAGUGAAGAAGGUGUCUCCUAAUAUUUAA